AUGAUCGACUUCAUCCUCUCCCCAACGCAACAGCAAAUGCGCAAAGAAGCGGCCGGCUUCGCAGACCAAGUCCUCAAGGGUGCUCACGCCGUCUACUCCAAACAUGCCUCCCAAUCCGAGCGCUUCAGAUCUACUCGCCAGUUCUACCGCAUGGCCACAGCUGGCGGUAUGAUCAAAGGACAGAUUCCCACGGCUUUAGGUGGUGCGAACGAGUCGCUUGUAGAUGCUGCAGUAACUUUGGAGGAGCUCUUCGCAGCGGACACGAGUGUGACGCUGACUGUAGCUGCGACCGGACUGGGUUUGACGCCGCUGAUCAUGAGUGGACAUGAGAGGUUGCAGAAGGAGUAUCUGAAGCCGUUCUUGACUGGUGAAGGAGAGCCUUUGGCUAGUCUUGUGCAUUCUGAGCCGGGUGGUACGGCAAAUUGGUUGGAGACGGGUGGCAAGGGGUUGAGGACUACGGCAAGGAAGGAGGGAGAUGAGUGGAUUGUGGAAGGGGAGAAGUUAUGGACAACCAACAGUGGCGGCUGGGAUGGCAAAGGCGCAGACCUACAGUGCGUUGUCUGCCGCAAGAUCGUUGAAGGCCAAACCAACGGCGACGACAAGGACGUCGAACCCCGAUCAUCAGUGAUCAUCCUGCUGGUCACCCGCGAUAUUAUCGCACAGAACCACCCCUCCGCUUACACGAUCCUCGAUGAACCAGAGUUGAUGGGCUUCCCAGCUCACUCAGGACCACACAGCAGAUACUCGGGUCUGCGUGUCCCAGUCGACAACGUCCUAGCCGAAGGCGAAGCAGCCGCAUCUCUAAUCGAAAUGUCCUUCACAGCCUCUGCUGCUUUAGUCGGCGCAUUCUCCGUGAGCAUCAUGCGUGCAGCUUUCGACGCUGCUCUUGCUUUUGCGAAGUCAGACAGUCGCGGUGGGAGCGUGCCGAUCAUCGAGAGGCAGAGUGUUGCGGACUUGCUGAUCGAUAUCAAGAUGCGAGUCGAUGCUUCGAGGUUGUUAACCUGGAAGGCGUUGCAUUCGCUGGAGAAUGGGCCGGGAGAUGUGAAGUCGAGGCAGGAGCUGUGCUACGAGGCGAAGAUCUUUGCUUCGGAUAAUUGUGUGAGGAGUGUGACGGAUGCUAUGAGUGCUGUUGGGAUGACCUCAUAUCGCAAAGACCAGCCAUUUACACGGCUUCUGAGCGAUGCAUCCUGCCUGCCCUUGUUCGACGGAGGCAAUAUGGGAGUCAGGAGGCGCCAGCUUGAGAGGAUUUUCCAAAGUGAAGACUACAAUUCCUUGGGUGGCCUUUGA
Fulvia fulva is the source of this 1287-nucleotide messenger RNA. Its product is annotated as Nitroalkane oxidase. Gene Ontology annotation, biological process: butyrate catabolic process; fatty acid beta-oxidation using acyl-CoA dehydrogenase. Gene Ontology annotation, molecular function: flavin adenine dinucleotide binding. The record is from RefSeq and is a predicted model, not a curated record. Bases 1 to 1287 code for a protein of 428 amino acids. The transcript is spliced from 3 exons. NCBI's taxonomy places the organism in Eukaryota, Fungi, Ascomycota, Dothideomycetes, Mycosphaerellales, Mycosphaerellaceae.